AUGACCGAAACGGAGAGUGAGCCUUACAACGGCACAGAAAGAGAAAUCCUCGGGACGUACGACUCCAAAGCCCUCGCCAACCAAUCUGCAAAGACAUUCGCACGGUCAAGACAUGCAGAUUACUGGGACCACGAUGGAGAUGAAAUGGGUUAUACGAAGGAGACAGAAGAUGUGAAUGGGUGUCUUUCCAUUAGGGCAAGAGAUCCGGAGGGCAGCAGUGUUGUUGCUGAGGCGAAGGGCAAGGGUGUUGCUUAG
Messenger RNA from Glarea lozoyensis ATCC 20868, 255 nucleotides. RefSeq lists its product as uncharacterized. The record is from RefSeq and is a predicted model, not a curated record. The transcript is spliced from 2 exons. The coding region runs from base 1 to 255 and encodes 84 amino acids. NCBI's taxonomy places the organism in Eukaryota, Fungi, Ascomycota, Leotiomycetes, Helotiales, Helotiaceae.